Messenger RNA from Nothobranchius furzeri (turquoise killifish), 3190 nucleotides. The record is from RefSeq and is a predicted model, not a curated record. Lineage: Eukaryota; Metazoa; Chordata; Actinopteri; Cyprinodontiformes; Nothobranchiidae.
UGAUUGCUUUAUUUUUAAUAAUAAAAUAUAACAUUUUAACCUACUGUAAGGUUUCAAAAUUUUACUAGUGCGUUACAAUUACCACAAACAGUAGAAAAAAGGAGAUGAAUGAAUGUCAAAUUUUAGGCCUAGUCCACACGUAGCCGGGGUUUUUUAAAAACGAAUAUCCGCCCCUCCAAAAACUUGCAUCCACACCACCGCAUUUUAAAAACAAACUCUGUCCACACGUACCCGGAUAAAUACGUUGUUGAGGACAUGCCAGACCUGUAGGCGGCAGUACUUCCCCUGUUCUUAACCUCGUCCUUCGUCUGUGGUCUUCCGCAAGGAGCAGUAAUUCCACUUGCAAAAACAAACAAGCAGAAAGCGCUUGGACAAUUGAUGGAUCGGGUAGUGACAGAGCGCAGCUCUGAAGACUUCCAUGAUGCCGGCUAGUGUAAACACAGGUCGCACACGUGAUGUCAGCAUUUUUUGUCGCGGAAAGUGACGUUGCGGACCUUAAAACUCCGGUUUUGUCUGUCCACACGCAGACACCCAAAACGGAGAAAACGCAGAUCUUCACUUUGGCCAGAGUUUUUAGAAAGAUCCGUUUUCGUGUGAAAAAACUCCCGUUUUCGUGUGGAUGACAGGCCAAAACGUAGAAAAAUAUCUACGUUUUGGCAGAUCCCCGGCUACGUGUGGACAGGGCCUUAGAGGUGCUUCAGAGCCCCGCAAAAACUAGCCAGAAACAUCUAUGUGCCUAACUGGAAAUGUGACCAAAUGAAUAGCUUCCUCUUUUUACUUACAUCAUUGGUCGGCCAUGAUCCUGGUACCUGGGCCUUCAGUGUGUGUUAAUGACUUAAUUCACAACUAUAAUGUUAGAAUUACAAGUCACCAAUAGUCUACAAAAAGAAAUAUGUUAUUACAGAGGUCCUGUUUAGACCAUAUUGAUCUGGACUUGCUGUGUUUAUCAUAAUACAGGAACAGGAUGUUUAUGGAGGGCUGGGGGGUGACUGGGCGAUGUGUAAUCUGAUUAUUAUGCAUCGUUGCUUAUUCAUCAGUUGGUCAAAAAUGGCAUUUUGUGUAUUGUGAGUUAAUACCAUUGGUAUUAAAAACACUACAUACAAAUGAAACAAUUCAGGGGCUGGAACUGUGAGAAGAGUUGUAACUGUUGUUUUAUACCUUUGACAGAUAAGAAUUUUCUGGAUUUUUCUCUCAUGUUGAGUUCCCAGUUAGAAGGCACAAAUUAUUUUGCACCACUUGUACCUCCAUACCAAUUAAGUAAAUGAAAAACAAACUACUAAGUACUCAAGGGAAGCUGGAGAGAUCAUGUGACAAUAACUUAGGUAGUGAUGAAAAAGUGCACGUCGGUAACAGAUUAAAAGGUACGUGUGUAGGAUUUGAGGUCAGAACACUGCUGCCGCUGCACCUCUCUCUGACCCUCUAAUGGAGGUCCUUGACACAGAUUUCUGCUUUCCACAACUCUCUAACACUUCCUGUAGGAAGCCUUCUCUUUCAAGUCUCACAACUGUGUUUCUGAGGUUUCUCCUGUCCUUCAUCGGUGUGCUCACUGUGGUUCUCAACCUGCUUGUUAUCAUCUCAGUGUCUCACUUCAGGAAGCUCCACAAAACCACCAACUUCCUGCUCCUGUCCCUGGCCAUCUCAGACUUCAUGGUAGGCCUUGUGUUCCUACCAGGGGAAACUCUCAGACUAACUGCCUGCUGGUUUCUUGGUGAUCACUUGUGUUUGUUGUAUAUAUACCUUGUGUCCCUUAUUGUCACUGCUUCAAUUGGAAAUGUGGUGAUGAUAUCAGCUGAUCGCUUUGUGGCUAUCUGUGACCCUCUGCAUUAUCACACCAGAGUCACUGUGAAAAGAGUCCAGGCCUGCAUCUGUUUGUGUUGGCUCUACGCAAUUUUGUACAACGUUACUUUUGUGAAAGACGGUCUAAAGGACAUAAAUAACUCUUGCAAUGGGAAUUGUGUAUUGAUCAUGGACUAUUUUGCAGGGUUUCUUGAUCUUGUUCUAAAUUUUUUGGUUCCAGUUACAAUGAUUGUAGUUCUGUACUUGAGAGUAUUUUGUAAAGCUGUUCUUCAUGCCCGUGCUAUCCGCUCUCAUGUUACAGCUGUCACUGUCAAGCAUUCUGUGACGCCAUCAGCCAAAAAGUCUGAAUUAAAAGCAGCGAGGACUCUUGGGGUUCUUGUGGUUGUCUUUCUAACUUGCUUCUGCCCUUAUUACUGUGCUGCGCUUUCAAGCGAUGGCUCCUUUAAUGCAUCAGCCAUUGCCUUCUGUUUUUUCAGCAUUAACUCCUGCCUGAACCCUUUGAUAUAUGCCCUAUUUUAUCCGUGGUUUAGGAAAUCUGUAAAACAUAUUCUCACUUUUAAAAUACUACAGUCUGGCUCAUGUGAGGCUAAUGUAACAUAGACAAACAAGCUGUUCAACACUACACUUUUUUCCACAGCGGAGCAAUGCUGUUGAAUUGAAUAACGAAAAAGUUGAUUAAAACCUGAAUUAUGCAGCAAAUUUAACAUGUUUUUAAAUGUCUGCAAUGACAAAAAAAUGAACACAUUUUCCCCCUGAAUGCAUCUGUAAACUUUCGUAUUACAAAUUUGUUAUUGUCCACAUGUACUUUCCAACUCUGUCAUUGCCAAAUUAUUAUUUUUCUCUGUUAAGUCCUAAAUGAAAUGUAUUAGACCCCUUUGACACAGGGUGACAACUCUUAAACACUCGCCACAAUCCAUCACAGCAUCUCCAGGUGGUUCAGAAUGCCUGUGCUCGUCUUCUGGCCAAAUCUAAAAAGUACACCCACAUCACCCCGCUUAUCUUCCAGCUUCACUGGCUGCCAGUAAACUUCAGGGUUCAUUUCAAGAUCCUGAUGCUAGUUUUUAGGGCCUUACAUGGACAAGCACCAUCACUCAUUGGUGAUCUUCUCAGUUCCUGCAUCUGCAGGUCCCUGAGGUCCAGUGAUCAAAUGCCGCUUCCACAUCUAGUCCGGUCCGGUUUAGGUUAGGUGGAGUUGGAUCCGGGUCCCGUACCGGUAGUGUUUGUUCACACGCACUUCUCAGGAAUGUAGAAAUCUCUGAGCAUGUGGGCGAAGCAGAAGAUGCACGGAGCAGUCUGUGGCGUGUCCCUUGGUUGAACAACAAGCAGUAUUGCAGGGCAGGGCAGCCAACUUUUGCACACUUCAAAGAGUGAGAGAGGGUCAUGGGGUUGGGAA